UCGCACGCGCGCGCGCGCUUCCGCCUUCGCGUCCCCAGCGCGCAGCUGCCGAGAUUCCGUGGGCUCGGCACAAGGGAACAGGGAGAGGAGCGGGAAGACUCCGUAGUGACGGGGGGAGUGGGACAAGGCAACGGGGUAACGUGGUAACGGGUUGGGGGAGGAGUGAGAGACGGAGUAACGGGGGGUUGAAGAAGAAGAAGACGAAGACGCAGCCGAAGCCGCGCCGGGCAGAAGAAAGGCGAGAGCGAGCAUGGGGAGCGUGCCGCCCGGAAUCCGCCUGCUGAGGAGGUUCACGUCGGACCAGUGGCACCGUGGUUUCAUCUUGGUCCUCACCUUCUUUCUUUAUGCGGCAUUUCACAUGUCCCGAAAACCCAUCAGCAUUGUUAAGUCUCAGCUGCAUAAGAACUGCUCAGCGGGGAUGGAACCAUUCAGCUUUAAAGAGAACCUGCUGUUCAAAGAAAAUAAUGAAACAUGGUGUGACUGGAAGCCAUUUGAUCGCAGUAACUAUAAGGAGCUGCUGGGAGCUCUGGACUACUCUUUCCUGGGCGCGUACGCCAUCGGCAUGUUCCUCAGCGGGGUGAUAGGGGAGCGGGUGCCCAUGAGGCUCUACCUCACGGUGGGAAUGGUGCUCAGCGGUUUUUUCACCAUUCUCUUCGGCCUCGGCUUUUUCUGGAAAAUCCACAGCCUGCCCUUCUACAUCGUCGUCCAGGUGCUGAAUGGCCUCGUUCAGACCACCGGGUGGCCCAGCGUCAUAGCCUGCAUUGGAAAUUGGUUCGGCAAGGGCAGGCGAGGCUUCAUCAUGGGCGUGUGGAACUCGCACACGUCGGUGGGCAACAUCGUGGGGUCCCUCAUUGCCGGGGUCUGGGUCUCCACCAGCUGGGGUUACUCCUUCGUCGUGCCGGGGAUCAUAAUGACCGGCAUGGGACUCGUCUGCUUUCUCUUCCUCAUCGAGCAUCCAGAGGAUGUUGGAUGCAGCCCUCCUCAGCAUCACAUGCGUGUCCUGGCAUCAGUGGAGAGUCAAGGGAACCCGGCUGUACUUCAGGACGGGGACCGUGAACCCCUCCUCGCCCCCAUCUCCGGGAUUAACGAGGAGACGUCAAUCACCAGUCUCCACGCGGGGGCACUUCCGGGGGGGGCCAGCGACGGCGGGGAGGGGGGCGCCCGGGGAGGGGGGGCUCCCCGUGCCAUCAGCUUCAUGGGCGCCCUGAGGAUUCCGGGCGUCAUCGAGUUCUCCCUCUGCCUCCUCUUCUCCAAACUCGUGAGCUACACCUUCCUCUACUGGCUGCCCCUCUACAUCUCCAACCAAGCUCACUUUGACUCAAAAUCCGCCGGUGACCUCUCAACUCUGUUUGAUGUCGGAGGAAUUUUGGGUGGGAUCCUCGCUGGGGUGGUGUCUGACGCGAUUGGGGGCCGUGCCACCACCUGCGGUGUGAUGCUUCUGCUCGCGGCGCCCAUGCUGUUUGUCUACAACAGCGUCGGGUACCAAAACAUGCCGACCCACCAUAGGGAUGCUGGUGUUGUGUGGGGCACUGGUGAACGGCACCCUACGCUCUCAUCACCACCAGCCGUCUCUGCCGACCUGGGAACGCACAAGUCUCUCAAGGGGAACGCGCGAGCUCUACACACGGUGUCGGCGAUCAUAGACGGCACGGUGUCCAUAGGGGCAGCGCUGGGGCCUCUUCUCGCUGGCCUCAUCUCACCCUUGGGCUGGGACAACGUCUUCAGCAUGCUCAUGGGCGCCGACGCGUGCGCCUGUUUGCUGCUCAUCCGCCUGAUGUACAAGGAGAUCCGGGGUUGGUGUGGAUGCGUGGAGGAGCCAGCGAGGCUACAAGGAGCACUGAGACGGCCGUUCCCGUCCCAGCCCCCCUCCGUCCAGACCCUUGGACCCCGCGGGCCCCCCCCCCCACUUCCCCGCAUCCUCUCACGGCUGCUUGUCAGUGGGAAAACGCCGCCGCUCCGGUGGUAACAGCCAAGAAGGAGGAGACGGUCUUCCCCCGACUUCAAUGCAAGAGACGGAAGAAAACCACCGACCGUGGCGUUUCCUAACGCGGCCGAGCAGCCUCGCUCCUCGAAACUAAUUCCUCAAGAGACGUCUCCACAAACGACUUGAAUUCACUCAUCUCCACUGGGUUCGGCCUUUCGCUUCUAAACACGGGGGGCGAGGUGGGCCCUCUGUGGCAUGGUCGAGUGGCUCGUCGCGCAUCUCUCAUCCCAAAUGUAUGCUCGCACAAGUUUAUCCCUCAGAGCUGGACUCGACAAAACUAGAGAUGUAUACUGUAUAUAUACACACACACACACAGUGGAUUGUUUGUGCAGUCAUUGUGGGACCAGGCUGAGAACCACCAGGUCACCCACUGCAUAGCAGCGGUCUCUAACCGCUGCACAGAUCCACGAUUACGGUUCUCCCAAUUUUACUGUUUCCAUUCGUAAAGAAGCCAAGUACGAAAGCAUUUCAAGAUUAUUUAAAUUUGAAGUUGCGUUUUUUUUUUUUAACUCGGGCUGUCAUUGGUGACGCUAACUCUCAGCGCAUUGUGGCUGUGGCAGAUGCAUUGAAGCAUGGACGAUGGAGCCCCAGUUAAGUUUGGCGUAACUGAAUAAAUCGAUGGUUGUGUUCACCGAUAUGCCAGUCCUUUGGAUGGAGUCGAGUUUGUCUAGAUCAAGUGUGGUGCAGCUAAGCCCUGAAACGUGGAAAAAAAUCCUGAAUUAGCCUACUUGUCAAUUAACCGCCGUCCUCAACGAGUGAAGUCGCCUGAUGUGGUGUACGGCCAAGCUGUAGACACUCGAUGCACCAUACACACUUUCUAUAAUGAAGCAGUCUGCUGGACAGCACCGAUAGUAACAGUUUGGGUCUGUAGGACUUUAAAUGACGUGACACUGCCAGUGUGAGGUUCACCAUCCUUAAUGUUUCAUCGUCAUCAGAGAUAAAACAGCUCAGCACUUCUGUCUGAGCCAUGAGAAUAGUGAGACGCUUUAUUCCUUUGAGGCUCCGUCCAUGAGCUUGGUCGAAAGCUUAGUUAUGGACUCGACACACGAGGGGGAGAAUUGUGGCUCCCUGCCAGCCAAUCAAGAGGCUGCAUUUGCCAGCCAAUUGGAGAUCCUUAGGGGUUUUACAUUUUAUUGUAUGAUUUUUUAAUGAGACCCGAUCCAAAAACACCAGGAUUACAGGAUUAGCAUCGGAUAAAAACUCUUCUUCUUCGGAAGGGCCGUAAUUGAUGUCUUGAGACUCGGCUGUACAUGACUAGUGCAGCCCUGGAUCAACAGACAAACUUGUUUUAUAAUAAGUUUCUCCGAAACCUGGCCUUUUGAUGCACGUUAUUACUGGCUGGCCCGUGUUGUGCUGAUGGUCCUCCGAUGAAGGUGCACGAGUUUGGUGGUCGUACUUAGAAACCAUCACAGUGGCCUUGCUGUGUUGGUUAUCUCCAACAUGGGUGGAACACGUGCUGGACUCGUGUGUUUCGCGUCUCGUAGAAGUGCCCGCACGGUAUUCUGGGUACCCGUGCGAGCUGUUUGCAUUUCCUGCGUCUGCUGCUUGGUUGGGGCGAGAGGAGCUGGGCCUCCGUGGAGGAUCCGAUCGAGCACGAUCGAAUGCGUCGUUAAACUCCUCGCCUUCAAACUAGAAAUGACAAGGGCAAACCGCGUGCGUCAUCGUCACGGCACCGUGCCACUAUUUCGCAACGUCGCUAGCAAUUUGAUUAGAAUCCUGGUCCGCUGCUCUUCUAUUGUAUAAAUAGAUGAGGAGGGACGGAUGUGAUCGGGGCAGCCUUGGCUGCUGGGCCCAAACCAUCCUCCUGUGUGCAGGCGCUGCUCGCUCACAGCGUUUGUAACCAACGUUCUGACCACAUGCGCACGCGGGCGGGCACCCCACUCGAGAACGGGUUUUAAAUUCAGAAUGACGUUUACACGGUUCUUUGAAAACUACAAAUGUGCGCAAUUUCGUCUAGCUUCGUGUUGGUGUGGGGUUUUAACGUCCACAAAUCGUCCCGGAACACUACACAGGAAUGCCAACUCGUUUUGCAUCCAGGAGCGCGUCGUGUCUACUCGACAGCGGCGCAGCGGAUUGGGUGGCUCGUGUUACUGCACCGGGGAAUUUUAGAAAACGUGACACGCCUAAAUUGUCAGGCUGCAGUGCAGCGGAAGGCGCCGCUAGUAAUGAAUGCAUUAUUGAAAUCUCAUGUACAUAAAUAAUGACAUUUGUCAAGGGAUUUGACUCUGCGAUGUUUGUGCGAGUGUGUGACAGCAAACCCGUCGGUCUGUUUCCCUCCCACAAACUCAAACCGAAUUGAAAGUCUCUGGUUCAGAGUCGAAUUAAAAAACAAAAUCCACCAGGCACAGAGUGAAACCCGACCAGAAAAGUAACGCUAUAAAGUGUUGUAAGCCACGAUAUAUUGUUUGUGUCAAACACCAAUGUGCACAUUUGCCAGUCAAGAAACGUGACGAGCAGAGUUUGGUCGAUAUGCAAGAAGAACCAUACCCGUCCGUGCCUGUGGGCACAUUUUACUUGGCCCUGCUUAGAUUUCUUCAGACAAACUUGGCUUCCAGUUAUGUGCAAUGUGGAAUCAAAACGGCCGUGUGCGGUAGGGGAAACACGCUUCUGUGUGCAAGCGAACGCCUCUUGCAGUCCGGUGUUCUAUUUUACCGCCCGCUCGGGUACCCGUUCUAUUGACUGUGAUUUUGUGGGGUUUUUUCCAUUAAAAAAAGGAAAACAUU
Messenger RNA from Petromyzon marinus (sea lamprey), 4707 nucleotides. NCBI's taxonomy places the organism in Eukaryota, Metazoa, Chordata, Hyperoartia, Petromyzontiformes, Petromyzontidae. The record is from RefSeq and is a predicted model, not a curated record.